Pteronotus mesoamericanus is the source of this 2677-nucleotide messenger RNA. RefSeq names its product zinc finger protein 639 (gene ZNF639). Bases 1132 to 2589 code for a protein of 485 amino acids. Lineage: Eukaryota; Metazoa; Chordata; Mammalia; Chiroptera; Mormoopidae. The record is from RefSeq and is a predicted model, not a curated record. Gene Ontology annotation, molecular function: DNA-binding transcription factor activity, RNA polymerase II-specific; RNA polymerase II transcription regulatory region sequence-specific DNA binding. Gene Ontology annotation, biological process: regulation of transcription by RNA polymerase II. The transcript has 8 exons.
UGGGCUUGGGAGUCCCCGCUAAUCGUCGGGCCCAGGUAGGGCUGUGCUCGACACGAGGGUGGAGGCGGCUGGGGCCGGGCAUGCCCUGCGGCGUCUGGCCUCCGGAUGCCUGACUGUGCCACGCUGGCCCGCGGCCCCCGCCAGGCGGCUUAGUGACCCUUUGGCAGCGUAUCCCAGUGUUCGCGCCUCCAGCCGCACCCGCACCCGCACCCGCAAGCAGGGUUCGGUCCAGGUGCUCAAGGCUCCAGCCAGUAGUCUAAGCCACACUUUAGGGCCCUUAAACACCCAUUUGGGUUUGGUUUUGUUUGUUUGUUUUUUUCCAAUGCAGCUGAGGGACACGAGUAAUUUGAAGCAGUUUGUCUCUGGGAAGACCUAAAAAUUUGUACUUAAGCAAAGGUGGACACUAAGUUGGACACAUAAGUGGGUUCUGAUUCCAGCACUCCUGCAACAUAUUUGUCUUUAAAUUCUUUUAAAAUCUGGAAAACAUAUACUUAGUUUUAAAUGAGGGCGGGCAAGAACCUGCUUUUAAAACUGUAGUAUAAAAAUGUAACUUUUUAUUCUAAGUGCUUGUCUUAUUUUUAUACCAAUUAAGAAGACAAUAUUUACAUUGCAUGAAAGGCCUUUAAAAAAUGUGGCUCUAUUUGCUCUAAGUGCCUAUUAUGUAAAGUCUGUUUUGUACCUAGACAUUCUUAUGGUCGAAAAAGAGACAGGUGGAAGAUGCUGAUAUAUGUUUUUAACACGUAUUACAUCUGUAGUUUGCUUUUUAACUGGGGAAGUGGGAGUGAAUGUUUAAGUCACAUGUGAUUCAGAAUCUUCUGCAUGUGAGGAGGACUGGUGAGCAGAUGUUUGUGUGACAUCCCUAAACAAAAGCCAAACUUCAUCAUCUGGGCAGGUUGGACUUUAAAAAUGAUUGGAUCUUUGUUCAACUCCCAACCCUACCACUUAUUACUGACUUUACUAUGCCUCAGUUUCCACAUCAACAGCAAGGGAUAAAUAAUAAUGAUUUUGAGAGAGUGUAGUGGAUUUUGCAUGUCACAGGAUUAAAUAAGGCAUUUUUUUACAUCUGUUAAAACUUCCCUGUAAUUCACUUUUCCUCAGUUCCAUAUUACGAAUUAUACCAAAUUGAAAGAUAUGAAUGAAUAUCCUAAAAAAAGAAAAAGGAAAACUUUACACCCUUCUCGCUAUUCAGAUUCCUCUGGAGUAAGCAGGAUUGCAGAUGGAUUCAAUGGAAUUUUUUCUGAUCAUUGUUAUAGUGUCUGUUCUAUGAGACAACCAGACUUAAAAUACUUUGACAACAAAGAUGAUGAUUCCGAUACAGAGACGUCAAAUGACUUGCCAAAAUUUACAGAUGGAAUCAAGGCCAGAAACAGAAAUCAGAACUAUCUGGUCCCCAGUCCCGUACUUAGGAUUCUAGACCACACUGCCUUCUCUACAGAUAAAUCUGCUGAUGUUGAAAUUUGCGAUGAGGAGUGUGAUUCACCUGAAUCAGUCAACCAGCAAACACAAGAAGAGAGCCCUAUAGAAGUUCACACUGCUGAAGAUGUUCCGAUUGCUGCAGAAGUACAUGCAAUUUCUGAAGAUUAUGAUAUAGAGACCGAAAACAAUUCCUCUGAGAGUCUCCAAGACCAAACUGAUGAAGAGCCGCCAGCUAAACUUUGCAAAAUCCUUGACAAGAGCCAAGCUCUGAAUGUGACUGCCCAGCAGAAAUGGCCUUUACUGAGAGCGAAUAGCAGUGGCCUCUAUAAAUGUGAACUUUGCGAGUUCAACAGCAAAUAUUUUUCUGAUUUAAAGCAGCAUAUGAUCCUGAAGCAUAAGCGUACUGAUUCAAAUGUGUGUCGAGUAUGCAAGGAAAGUUUCUCUACCAACGUGCUCCUGAUCGAACAUGCCAAACUGCACGAAGAGGACCCCUACAUUUGUAAAUACUGUGAUUACAAGACGGUCAUUUUUGAGAACCUCAGCCAGCACAUUGCAGACACCCAUUUUAGUGACCACCUUUACUGGUGUGAGCAGUGCGAUGUACAGUUCUCCUCAAGCAGUGAGCUCUACCUGCAUUUCCAGGAGCACAGCUGUGACGAACAGUACUUGUGUCAGUUCUGUGAACAUGAAACAAAUGAUCCGGAAGACUUGCAUAGCCAUGUGGUAAAUGAACAUGCAUGUAAAUUAAUAGAGUUAAGUGACAAGUAUAACAAUGGAGAACAUGGACAGUACAGCCUCUUGAGCAAAAUUACCUUUGACAAAUGUAAAAACUUCUUUGUAUGUCAAGUAUGUGGUUUUCGGAGUAGACUUCAUACAAAUGUUAACAGGCAUGUUGCUAUUGAACAUACUAAAAUUUUUCCUCACGUUUGUGAUGACUGUGGCAAAGGCUUUUCAAGUAUGCUAGAAUAUUGCAAACAUUUAAAUUCACACUUAUCUGAAGGGAUUUAUUUAUGUCAAUACUGUGAAUAUUCAACAGGACAAAUUGAAGAUCUUAAAAUUCAUCUAGACUUCAAGCAUUCGGCUGACUUACCUCAUAAAUGUAGUGACUGCUUGAUGAGGUUUGGAAAUGAAAGGGAAUUAUUAAGUCACAUUCCAGUCCAUGAGACAACCUGAUUAUCCUCUUUAACUUCCAUAAUGCUAAUGUAAAAUAAUAAAUACAACUUUUUUGGAGAUGUUAAGAUGGGUGAUUUUAAACAAUCUA